Brachypodium distachyon (stiff brome) is the source of this 1426-nucleotide messenger RNA. RefSeq names its product transcription factor MYB4. The record is from RefSeq and is a predicted model, not a curated record. Bases 233 to 1171 code for a protein of 312 amino acids. The transcript has 3 exons. Lineage: Eukaryota; Viridiplantae; Streptophyta; Magnoliopsida; Poales; Poaceae.
UUGGCUUGCCAUCUGCACCGAAAGUCUGAAACGCACAGCGCCCCCAGUUUCAUUCCCCAAGCUGCCGCGGGAAGGUUCGCGCCGCAGAUACGCGCUGCCUCCCUGGCGCGUGGCAACGGGCUUCGGUUAAUUCCGUGCGUUCGGGCUGCGAAGAUUCCUGUGGGGAUCGAUUUGACGGCCGGGUUCGAGGUGCGGUGGUCAUAUAGCUAGGUAGCAAGAGGCGGCAGCGGUCAUGGGGCGGGCGCCGUGCUGCGACAAGGCGAGCGUGAAGAGGGGGCCGUGGGCGCCGGAGGAGGACGAGCUGCUGCGGAGCUACGUCCGGAGCCACGGCGCCGUCGGGAACUGGAUCGCGCUGCCGCACAAAGCAGGGCUGAACCGGUGCGGCAAGAGCUGCCGGCUGCGGUGGCUCAACUAUCUCCGGCCGGACAUCAAGCACGGCGGCUACACCGAGCAGGAGGACAUGGUCAUCUGCUCCCUCUACAACUCCAUCGGAAGCAGGUGGUCGAUCAUCGCGUCGAAGCUGCCCGGCAGGACGGACAACGACGUCAAGAACUACUGGAACACCAAGCUCAAGAAGAAGGCCAUGGGCAUGGGCAUCCACCAGCAGCAGCAACACUACCACCACCAAGGCGCCGUUGGCCGCCGCGGCGCGAGCGCGAGCGCGAUCGCCACGCCGCCGCCGCCCCCCGCUCCGCAGAGCCAAUGCGCCCCGUCCUCCAUGAUGCACCCCUCCCCGGCGUCCGCCUCGUCCGCGGUCACCACCGCAAGCGCCGGCGACGUCGCCUGCAGCUUCAUGUACUCCGAUGCGCCGGCGCCACCGGCACUCCCGCACUACCACAACGCCGAGUUCUCCCCGCCCGUGCAGCCAACGACGCAGGCGGCCGCGGCCAACGGCAGCUGGGCCAGCGGCAUGAUGGCCUUCGACGACAUGUUCCUGCCCGAACUCAUCGGAGGCGGCGGCGACCAGUUCCCGCUGCAGGGCGACCUCUUCGCCGGGUACCUGGGCCCGCUGCUGCAGGACAACUACAGGUUGCCGUCGUCGUCGUCGUCGGCCCAGCUGCAGCUGCAGGAGCUCUCGGCGUGCUACUUCCCCAACGCGCAGGCGGAGAUGUGGGCAGCCGCCGAUCACGCCAAGCCGCCGCCAGCCGGUCUGUGCCCCAGCCUCACAUGAUCAACAACGAAGCAGAUUUUUUUUUCCCCUUUCUUUCCUUCUCCCGGACCGAUCGAUAAGCAGAUUAAACAAACUGAUGUUCCAUUCCAUCCAAGAGUGUGCUCGAUCGUAGAAUUCAUGUCUCUUCUCUGUGGUAGUACAGUACAGUAGUAGUUCUUGGGUUUUCUUGUACGACGUACCGCCUUUCUGUUUCUUUUCUCCAUGAGAUGUAUUAUUACAUGUACAUUAUCUUAUAUCCGUUACGUACUGCUACUA